CAUUUUCAAUGCUGCAGAUUGCACGGCAGAUUAGAACCAUGUCCACGACUGCCACUGCUCCAAAUCCGUUCAAGAUUGCGCUCGUCCAGAUGCUCUGUGGCGCAGACAAGCAAGCCAACCUGGACAACGCUGCGUCCCACAUUGAAACGGCGGCAGACAACGGCGCCAAGCUUGUCAUUCUGCCGGAGUGCUUCAAUUCGCCGUAUGGCACAAAGUUCUUCCCAGAGUAUGCCGAGCCAAUCCCAGGACCGUCGACCUCUGCCCUCGCAGCAGUCGCCAAGAAGCGCGGAAUCUACUUGAUUGGAGGGUCCAUCCCAGAACGCGAUCAAGAUAAGCUUUACAACACAUCCACAGUGUUUGACACGCGUGGAGAGCUGAUUGCAAAGCAUCGAAAGGUGCACCUCUUUGACAUUGACGUUCCCGGAAAGAUUCGCUUCCAAGAGUCUGAAACGUUGACGGCUGGGAAUGCACUGACAGUCGUGGAGACGGAGUUUUGCAAGAUUGGGCUUGCAAUCUGCUACGAUAUUCGGUUCCCCGAGCUGGCCCUGCUGUCUGUCAAGCAAGGUUGUAAAUUCCUUGUCUAUCCUGGAGCAUUCAACAUGACGACUGGACCAAUGCAUUGGGAGCUCUUGGCUCGCGCGCGAGCUGUGGACAACCAGGCAUUUGUUGCCGUAGUGUCGCCUGCGCGAGAUGUUGAUUCUGGCUAUGUUGCAUGGGGUCACAGCACUGUCGUCAACCCUUGGGGAGACAUUGUCGCCAAAACCGACCAUACUCCUGGUAUCGUGUAUGCCGACAUUGACUUGUCUAUCGUGGACGCCGCUCGAAGCGCCAUUCCAGUCCAGUUCCAAAAGCGAACGGACAUGUACAAGGUCGAACUGCAACAGUAGCCAUGUGCGAAGUUUGAUCUCCUCAUUGUACAAGACAAAUCCAGCAUUCAUUAUCACAA
This is a messenger RNA of Capsaspora owczarzaki ATCC 30864, 946 nucleotides long. Its product is annotated as nitrilase. Gene Ontology annotation, cellular component: mitochondrion. Gene Ontology annotation, molecular function: omega-amidase activity. Gene Ontology annotation, biological process: L-glutamine metabolic process; oxaloacetate metabolic process. The transcript has 11 exons. The record is from RefSeq and is a predicted model, not a curated record. Bases 9 to 887 code for a protein of 292 amino acids. Lineage: Eukaryota; Filasterea; Ministeriida; Capsasporidae.